UCUGCUGUGCGCUACGUUCUAACUGUCAACAUACCAGCACUUUUGAACAACUCAUUCGUACACGCAUAUGUAUCUAUAUUAUAUUGAAAGAUUCAGACUUUUCAAGAUUUCAAUUAUCUGGGUCUUCUUAAGUUUAAAGAAAACGAUAAUCCUAGCAGCUUCCCCUUCAUUUCAGCAAUGGGGUGUGUUGACUGUUAGCUGCAAGACUCUUACUCACUGGAACAAAAGCUCUGCUCUCUGCCAUGGAUCUUUUUGAAAUUCCAUCCCUGUUUAAUCUUCCAGAAGAGGUGAGUUUCUCUACUGGCUUAAAUAUGUAUCUGGUGGAGAGCAGAGGUGGUGCUAUAGCGUGCAUGUUUCUCUCGCUGUUCCUAUUGGGCACCUGGCCUGCUGUUUUUACCCUCCUGGAAAGACGAGGCCGUCUUCCUCAGCAUACUUACCUUGAUUAUACUAUCACCAACUUUUUAGCUGCUGUCAUCAUUGCUUUCACAUUUGGGGAACUCGGCGAAAGUACCGCUGAAAACCCCAACUUUCUAAUCCAACUUACUCAGGUUAACUGGCCAAGCAUUUUGUUUGCGAUGGCUGGUGGGGUGGUUCUUAGUCUGGGGAACCUCUCAACACAGUAUGCUUUGGCAUUUGUUGGCUUAACAGUAACUAAUGUGAUAACUACAAGCAUAACGGUGGUUAUAGGAACAAGUUUGAACUAUUUCUUGGAUGACAAAAUUAAUAACGCUGAGAUUCUUUUCCCUGGUGUUGGAUGCUUCCUAAUGGCUGUGUGCUUUGCCUCGGGUCUCCAUGCAUCUAAUGAGAAAGACAAUGAAGCAAAAUUUAAAACCUUAGCAAAUAAUAAGAUAGAGGAAAUUGGAGAACAAGUUCCCAUUUAUAAAGAAAUAUGUUUGAUAUCUGAUGCAAGAGAUAUAGAGAAUGUUCUUGGCACGACAGCGAAGGCAAAAGUUGGAACUGCUGACUUUCUUUUAGAAGUUGAAAACAGGAGGGCAAUUAAGGUAUUUGGGAAGAGCACCUACACUGGUUUGGGCAUAACUUUCUUUGCAGGACUUUGCUUUUCUCUAUUUUCUCCGGCAUUCAACCUAGCAACAAAUGACCAAUGGGAAACUUUGAGGGAAGAUGUCCCUCACUUAAGUGUGUACACAGCAUUUUUCUGGUUUUCGAUCUCUUGCUUUGUGAUAGCCAUCAUUCUAAACAUCAGCUUCUUGUAUCGACCUGUUCUGAACUUGCCUCGAUCAUCAUUUAAGGCUUAUCUGUCAGAUUGGGAUGGAAGAGGUUGGGCAUCACUGGCCGGACUUUUAUGUGGCUUUGGUAAUGGUCUCCAAUUUAUGGGAGGUCAAGCUGCUGGGUAUGCAGCAGCAGAUGCUGUCCAGGCUUAUCCACUUGUGGGCACAUUUUGGGGAAUUAUACUGUUCAGAGAGUACCACAGAUCAUCAAGGAGAACUUAUACAUUGCUUAUAAUAAUGUUGUUAAUGUUCAUUGUUGCUGUUGGAGUGCUCAUGGCAUCGUCUGGGCAACGGAAACGACUGUGAAGUUGUAAAAUUUGAGUUACCUGUAUCACAAAAACUAAAAGGCAGAUUGCUGUGUAAAUGAAAACAAGUUACAAAUUAAUUGAAGCUUCAUUUGCUGUUUAAGUUUAA
Messenger RNA from Daucus carota subsp. sativus, 1643 nucleotides. Its product is annotated as ureide permease 1. Gene Ontology annotation, molecular function: uracil:monoatomic cation symporter activity; allantoin:proton symporter activity. Gene Ontology annotation, cellular component: membrane. NCBI's taxonomy places the organism in Eukaryota, Viridiplantae, Streptophyta, Magnoliopsida, Apiales, Apiaceae. The transcript has 7 exons. Bases 243 to 1535 code for a protein of 430 amino acids. Gene Ontology annotation, biological process: nitrogen compound transport. The record is from RefSeq and is a predicted model, not a curated record.